Drosophila sulfurigaster albostrigata is the source of this 1623-nucleotide messenger RNA. RefSeq lists its product as uncharacterized. The record is from RefSeq and is a predicted model, not a curated record. NCBI's taxonomy places the organism in Eukaryota, Metazoa, Arthropoda, Insecta, Diptera, Drosophilidae. The transcript is spliced from 2 exons. The coding region runs from base 1 to 1623 and encodes 540 amino acids.
AUGCAUGCGACCGUGUCGGAUAAAGUGAUCCUGGCCACAGCAGUCAUCAAAAUAAAGACGAAUUCAGGCGAUUUCGUCUUAGCCCGAGCUUUGCUGGACUCUGGGUCACAAAUUAAUUUUGUGACUGAGGAACUAGCUCAGCGGCUGCAUUUGCGUAGAGAAGACUCGUGCAUCAGCUUGCUUGGCAUUGGUGAAUCCAAUUCUCAAGUUAAGAAAAAGAUACACACUGUGGUGAAGUCGCGAGUUGGCUGCAAUGAAUACGCGAUCGAUUUAUGGAUCCUCAAAUCGAUCUCAGGUUAUCAGCCAGAUCACACUGUAAAUGUCAGUGGCUGGAAGAUACCUGACAAUAUUCAGCUAGCGGAUCCCUAUUUCUUCAAACCGCAGAAAAUUGAUCUUCUUAUCGGCGCUGAAACAUUCUUUGACCUAUUGUCCGUUGGCCAAAUCAAGCAAGGUCCAGAGUGUCCAAUCCUCCAAAAGACAAGCCUUGGGUGGAUUGUCUCGGGGCGGUACACUCCUGGUGAAAAAUCUCACCAGAAGAUGACUGUCAAUCUGAGCUAUCAGGAAGAAAGUUUGAGCUCGAUUGACAAAACCUUGCUGAAGUUUUGGACUGUCGAAGAUGUGCGCUCUCCCUCCAAAGUCCUUUCCGCUGAACAACAAAGUUGUGAAGAUCAUUUCACAAAUAAUAUUCGCACCAGCUUGGGUGCUCAUUUGAAGUUGCUAAACGGCGGUUUUGUCGUUGAAAAACGCUUAACUCGAGAUCCCGAGUUAAAGCGAAUGUACUUGGAAUUUAUGGAAGAAUAUGUAGAGAUGGGCCACAUGUCCGAAGUGAGUCACAUCCUUCCAAGUACACCACACUAUGUGAUUCCGCACCAAUGUGUAUUACGGCCCCAAAGCACUUCGACAAAGCUGAGGGUCGUAUUUGAUGCUUCGUGUCGCACUUCGACACAUAAGGCGUUGAAUGACAUUCUGAUGGUCGGGCCGACCAUUCAAGAAGAGCUGUUUUCGACUCUGCUUCGUUUUCGAUUGCAUAAAUAUGCAUUAACAGCCGACAUCAAAAAGAUGUACCGCCAAGUUAUGGUGCACGAGGCAGAUCGAAACUAUCAGCUCAUAGUGUGGAGAAAAGAUCCAUCAGACUCGUUGAGAUUAUUCAGAUUAAAUACUGUAACAUAUGGCACUGCGCCAGCGCCAUUCUUGGCCAUACGGUGUUUGAUCCAGCUGAGCGAGAUUGCGAAAUCCUCGCACCCCAUGGCAGCUGAGGUUAUCAGGCAAGACUUCUACGUUGACGAUAUGUUGACUGGUGCCGCAUGCGUCGAGGACCUGAAGACAAUUAAGUCUGAAGUGUCGCAGAUACUGCUAGGAGCAGGUUUUGAACUUGCGAAGUGGUUCUCGAAUGCUCCUGGGUUCUCCGCAUCAAACAGUACACCAAAGCCGAUAACGAUCUCCGAGACUGACGCAACCAAGACUCUAGGUGUGAUUUGGUUGCCAAAUGAAGACGUGUUCCAAUUCCGGAUCGACGAUUCAUUCAUGGGUCUUAAAGCGACAAAACGGAACAUUCGAAGAUUGAUCCGAUCACCAAUUGAACGGACGGUUCUUUGGUCAGAUUUGGAAGUCUUUCUUCAUUGA